Messenger RNA from Salvia hispanica, 1291 nucleotides. RefSeq names its product deacetoxyvindoline 4-hydroxylase-like. The record is from RefSeq and is a predicted model, not a curated record. Lineage: Eukaryota; Viridiplantae; Streptophyta; Magnoliopsida; Lamiales; Lamiaceae.
AUGAUUAUUCUAACAAAUCACCUUGUAAAUAACAAUUCCUAAUUUCCUCCAAAUACUUAUCUAGAAAAAAAGUAGUCUUGGAAAUCAAGAAAUGGAAGACGAUGAUCGCGUAAAAGAACUAAAAGCCUUCGAGGCCACAAACGCCGGCGUGAAGGGCCUCACCGACGCCGGCAUCGAGAAAGUUCCGAGAAUCUUCAUCCGGCCCGCCGACGAGCUGGUGGAGGAGCUCAACUACGGCCAAUCUUCCGUGCAAGUCCCGGUGAUAGAGCUGGGCGAUGAUCACGAGAAGGUCGUGAGGGAGCUGGGAAGGGCGUCGAGGGAGCUCGGAAUAUUCCAGAUCGUGAAUCACGGGGUGGAUGCGGAGGUCAUGGAUGCUAUGCUUGAUGGUGUGAGGAGGUUUCACGAGCAAGAUGCUGAGCUGAAGAAGCAGUUUCACUCGCGCGAUGCGAUGCAGAAGGUCAAGUAUGCCAGCAACGUCGAUCUGUAUCGCUCACGCGCCGCCAAUUGGAGGGACUCCUUGACUAUCUCUCUCAUGGGCUCUCCUCGUCUUGACCCCGAUGAUUUGCCCCUCAUUUGCAGGGACUCAACAAUCAAGUAUGUUGAACAAGUAACUAGUCUGGGAGAAAAUCUAUUCGAGCUGCUCUCGGAAGCUCUUGGCCUAAAAAAAGAUCACCUAGGAGCAUUGAAAUGUGGGCUCAGUCGCACUUUCAUCGGCCACUACUAUCCACCGUGCCCUGAGCCAGAGCUCACAAUGGGCACCAGCAACCACACUGAUCCCUCCUUCCUAACAAUUCUUCUACAGGAUCAAAUUGGAGGCCUCCAAGCUUUGCACAACAAUCAGUACAUAAAUGUGGACCCUCUGCCUGGUAGCUUGGUUGUCAAUAUUGGAGAUAUGUUGCAGAUUGUGACAAAUGAUGAGUUCAUAAGCCCGGAUCACAGAGUUGUAGCCAACCAGGCUGGGCCAAGAAUCUCGGUUGCGGGUUUCUUCACCGGUGAUGGUAUUUCUGGGACGGUAUACAGCCCAAUCGUAUCAGAAAACAACCGCGCUCGAUACAAGGACUUCACAGUUAGAGACUACAUUUCCAAGUUUUUUGCGCGCCCAAUUGAUAAAUCUGGUCUUGAUGAAUUCAGGUUACAAGAUGAAGACAAUCCUCAAAUUUUAUCUCUUUGUUAUGACACUGUGUGAUUUAUUCUUAGUUUCACUUGGAUUAAAUCAAUAAUGAUAAUGUAAUAAUGACUUGCGUGAAAAAGUUUCAGUUUAGUGGAGGAACUGGUCUCCCAUGUCACUCAA